CAGUUUGUGAUAACGAUUUGUCAAAACAAAACGAAGUAAAAAAUAACCUACGUUUUUAAAGUGUAUUUGUGAUUUUAACAAAACAAAAAGAAACUUUAAUGAUUUAUGUAAUUAAUUAUCUUUUAAUAUGCUUGGACAAAAACCAAAAUUUAUUCGACCUGGUGAUGACACUCUUUACCCGAUAAGGAAUAGAGAUGGUGUCAUAGAGACGUUAUUAAACCCAAGUGUAGACGUAGCAUUAACAGUGGAUAGUGAUUCAAAAAGUAAUUUCGUAUAUAAUCGUUACCAUCAUUUACCUUUAGACGCACAAAGACAGAAAUUACCUGUAUUCCAGUACAGAAACCAUAUACUGUACUUAUUAGAAAAGUAUCAAAUUUUGAUAUUGAUCGGAGAAACAGGAUGCGGGAAGUCAACACAAGUUCCUCAGUAUUUGUACGAGAUAGGACAUAGAGUAUGCGUGACGCAGCCCAGAGUGGCCGCGGCGGUAUCUCUAGCGGCCCGAGUUGCCACCGAGAGGGGGGAGGAACCCGGUCACACGGUGGGGUACGCUGCUUCUAUGACGUCAGCACGGUCCAACGAUACCGGCAUUGUGUUCAUGACAGAAGGUGUUCUUCUAAGAGAAAUGUUCGCGUCACCUCUUCUUAUGCAGUAUUCUUGCAUAGUACUGGAUGAGGUUCACGAAAGAACUCAGAUGACUGAUGUUCUUAUGGGAUUGCUAAAGAAAAUCGCUAAAAAACGUAAGAAUCUAAAAUUAGUAAUAUCUUCGGCUACAAUGGACGCGGAGUUUCUGAGAGAUUUCUUCAAUCUGUCAGAGAAAAAGGAGCAAGACAGAAAGAGUACAUCGGUUAUAAUGUCAAUGCAAGGACGGACACAUCCCAUUGACGUAUUUUAUGUUGACGAAGCAGUAGCGGACUACGUGAAAGCUACAAUCGACACUGUCAUCAAAAUACAUGAAAAUGAACCUUUUGGUGACAUCUUGGCAUUCCUCACAUCACAGGAAGAAAUACUAUCAGCUUUAGAAAUAUUAGAACAGUAUUCGGAAGAGAAUAACGAAACAAAUAAAGAGAGACGUUACUUUGCAAGCGGGAUACAGGCAGCUAAUCUGACAGUGUUGCCGAUGUAUGGGACUUUGCCGCAUUACAGACAGAUCAAAGUGUUUCAAAUUGCUGAUAGAAAUGUUCGCAAAGUUAUAUUAGCAACGAAUAUAGCGGAGACCAGUGUUACCAUUCCUGGGAUUGUUUAUGUGAUCGACUGUGGGUUCCACAAGUUGCCAUACUUCGAGCCGGCAGUGGGCGUGCAGUCUGUCUGCAUCACUCCCAUAUCAAAGAACAACGCGAUGCAGCGCGCGGGUCGGGCGGGCAGGACUAGUCGCGGGAAAUGUUACAGAUUGUAUACAGAGAGUCAGUACGAGAAGCUAUCAACCUGUAUACCGCCGGAGAUGUGCCGCAGCGAUCUAUCCGCUAUGCUGCUGCAACUCAAAGCAUUGGGCAUACAUAAUGUUUUAAGAUUCACAUUCCCGACGCCGCCUCCAGCAAAGAGUCUGCUGUCAGGUCUGGAGACAUUGUACGCGCUCUCAGCUGUCGACAGACACGGAGAUCUGACCUCACCAGUGGGAGCUUGUAUGGCGGAGUUACCUUUGAAUCCGAUGUGCGCCAAGAUGUUGUGCAAUAGUGGUGAAUACGGUUGUAUAGAAGAAAUGCUAUCCAUAGUGUCCAUGUUACAAGUGGACGGUGUGUUCACGUCCCCUGCCACCGGGAAGGGUAAUAUCAACGCUAAGAUAUCCAGAAGAAAUAACUUUGAGGUGGCAGAAGGCGAUAUAAUUAUGUAUUUAAAUAUAUUUGACGCAUAUUUAAAAAUAAGGUCAAAAGAUACGACGAAAUAUAAAAAGCCAUGCAAAGACUGGUGUCAGAAGAUGUAUAUUAAUUAUAGAGUUAUGGAGAAGGCGUAUGAAAUAAGACAAAGCUUAGAGAAGUUAAUAAAGGACAAAUUCAAAAUGGAGGACAAAACAUUUGAAGGACCCGAUUUAGGAACUGGUAAAUGUGUCCGCGUGAUGCGGUGCGUGGUGUCGGGCCUGUUCCCGCAAGCUGCGCGUCUCUCGGCCGCGGGGGAGUACUGCGGCGUGCGCGGCGCUCUCCUCCACAUCUCUCCACAGAGCUGUCUCUAUCAUCACCAGCAGCCUCACUGGGUGGUGUUCGCGGGCGUGGUGAGCGCGGCGGACAAGACGUACAUGAGAGAUCUCAUGACUAUACAAAAAGAUUGGUUAAUUGAAGUUGCACCACAUUACUACAGAGAGACUUGAUACCAACAACUUUAGUACAGAAAACAAUCCAAAUAUCAAGAUUAUUGCGCCAAGAGGUUACACAAGUAUCAAGAUUGAUAUAGAAACAGUUUUUACAAGUAUCAAGAUUGCUUUAAACCAAGUUGACGUAAUAAUUUGAAACGUCUGAAUUGAAUCAGAGGUCAAAGUUUUUGCUACAAUCAAAUAAAGAUAAUAAAAACUAUAA
Molecule: messenger RNA, 2504 nt
Organism: Papilio xuthus (Asian swallowtail)
Lineage: Eukaryota; Metazoa; Arthropoda; Insecta; Lepidoptera; Papilionidae
Product: probable ATP-dependent RNA helicase DHX35
Exons: 16
Coding region: 128-2299 (723 amino acids)
Cellular component (GO): intracellular anatomical structure; catalytic step 2 spliceosome
Molecular function (GO): RNA binding; helicase activity; ATP binding
Source: RefSeq, a predicted model, not a curated record